CAUGCAGAGCAUCCGAGAAAAACGACGACAACAACAACAACGUCGGAAACAACAACAAAUAACAAGGCCACCGGUAACAGAGAAGGAGGGGACAAUAACAAUAACAAUAACAAUAACAAUAACAAUAACAAUAACAAUAACAACAACAACAACAUUGCUGCACAAACUUUCACCUUCAGGGAAUUAGCGUCGGCAACAAAGAAUUUCAGGCAAGAAUAUCUCCUCGGUGAGGGUGGCUUCGGUCGCGUGUAUAAGGGUCGUCUCGAAAAAACCGAACAGAUGGUAGCUGUUAAGCAACUCGACAGAAACGGGCUCCAAGGAAAUCGAGAAUUUCUGGUGGAGGUGUUAAUGCUAAGCCUUCUACACCACCAAAAUCUCGUGAAUCUAAUCGGCUAUUGUGCCGAUGGAGAACAACGGCUUUUGGUGUACGAGUAUAUGCCUUUGGGAUCUCUCGAAGACCAUCUACUAGACCUUUCGCCUCACCGGGCCCCACUACCGUGGUUCACAAGGAUGAAGAUAGCGAUGCAUGCUGCAAAAGGGCUAGAGUAUUUGCACGACAAGGCAAAUCCUCCGGUGAUCUACCGUGAUCUAAAAUCGUCCAAUAUAUUAUUGGAUUCGGAGUACAAUGCCAAGCUUUCCGAUUUCGGGCUGGCCAAGCUAGGGCCCGUUGGGGAUAAAUCCCACGUGUCCACGAGGGUUAUGGGAACAUACGGUUACUGUGCACCCGAGUACCAAAAAACAGGUCAAUUGACCGUAAAAUCGGACGUGUAUAGCUUCGGUGUUGUUUUGUUGGAAAUUAUUACUGGGAAAAGAGCUAUUGAUACUAGGAGAAGACCUGAUCAACAAAAUCUAGUCACAUGGGCUGAGCCGAUAUUCAAGGAUCCGAGCAGAUUCGCGGAGCUGGCGGAUCCGGUUCUUAGAGGGGACUUCCCAAAGAAGAGCUUCAAUCAAGCGGUUGCGAUUGCGGCCAUGUGUCUGCAAGAGGAUGCGAUCGUACGGCCAUUAAUCAGCGAUGUGGUGACUGCUCUGAGUUGCCUACCUGGGGAGCCGGACACAGGAUUAUCAGCCCGCCCCGUUUCUCCUCCUUCUCCUCAGUUGAUAGGAAGCCCGACCGGCGCCAACCAGAGCGAAAUCUCAGCCAAGGAACGAGAGAAAGCCGUCGCAGAAGCCAUUGCAUGGGGCUCGAUGUCGAGGAACAAUAGUGCACACUAAUUCAUAUAUAUAUACAUGAGGGCAUGCAUCAAAUUCGCUGACGUGUUUUUUCGACGAUUUGAUUAAACAUAAAGUGAUUUGUAGUAGUAAAUUAUACUAUAGGGAAACGGAGGCGUACAUUUGCAAGAACAUGACUUGCGGUAUAUAACAUUCGUUGCGGUGCGUGUGUACGUUUCGUUUAUACGUAUUUGAUAUGUAUGUAUGUGUUAUAAUACAUGAUAUAUAUAAUAUACCUACAUUGGUGUUAAAAC
Molecule: messenger RNA, 1463 nt
Organism: Erythranthe guttata (spotted monkey flower)
Lineage: Eukaryota; Viridiplantae; Streptophyta; Magnoliopsida; Lamiales; Phrymaceae
Source: RefSeq, a predicted model, not a curated record